Molecule: messenger RNA, 663 nt
Organism: Stegodyphus dumicola
Lineage: Eukaryota; Metazoa; Arthropoda; Arachnida; Araneae; Eresidae
Source: RefSeq, a predicted model, not a curated record
UAUAGUUCAGUUUGCUCUGUCGUGAGUACGAUCAAGUCUGAAUUGUGACAACCAUGAGCCGCCACGUUAUAACUGCCCUUUUUGUUGCCGUUGCUUUUGCUAACUUAGUUUACAGUGCCCUUGUAGAAAAUACUCAUCUGGUUACUAUGAGAAAAGCUGAGUUUAUGGAAAUCGUCGACUGCAUUUCAAACUCUAAAGACGUGGUUGCAUGUGGGAAAUUUGUCGAAUGUGAAAAGAUGAUGCCGAAACAAGUUUUGGCUGCUUUUGAGAAGUGCCAGAAAGAAUGCAUUGCUGGCGGUGCACUGAAGUGCAGUCCUCAUGAACCACUGUAUAAGUCUCUUGAGAUUCCAGAGAAGGUAUUUGAAUGCAUUGUUGAAAACACUCACAAGCUAACGCCAGAAGAAAAUAUGAAGAUGGUAGAAUUUGAAAAAUGCAGCCGAGAACUUCAUAUUGAAACAUGCAAGUUGCCUAAACAUCAUCACUGAUUUGUUGGCUUGAGUUGAGUUCUCCAGACACUAUGAACCUAAAUUUGCCUGCAUUGGAUGCUCUUACUUAUUUUAUAAUGAUUCACUUGUACUUAAAUUUUUUCUGCAUUGCCUGAAUAUAAACACACUUUAUAAGGUUUUUCUUUUGUACCAUUCUUAAUAAAUAUUAAAUAACAAA